Molecule: messenger RNA, 847 nt
Organism: Galeopterus variegatus (Sunda flying lemur)
Lineage: Eukaryota; Metazoa; Chordata; Mammalia; Dermoptera; Cynocephalidae
Product: N-alpha-acetyltransferase 35, NatC auxiliary subunit-like
Exons: 6
Coding region: 293-847 (184 amino acids)
Biological process (GO): N-terminal peptidyl-methionine acetylation
Cellular component (GO): NatC complex
Source: RefSeq, a predicted model, not a curated record
GGACGUGGAGCGGGUCGCCGCCUCAGGUGCGCCCCCGCUCAGGGUCUGGAGGGACGGACCUGCGGUGCGCGCCCGCACCCCGUGACCCCGGUGAGGCUGUGCCCGGGUCCUGCUCCGGCCCGGGAGAGGUUGGCCCAGCGAGCUCCGGCCAGGUGAAGGGCUGUCUGGGUUUGAGUAGUUGCCGCACGGUGUCCUGGGCUGCGAGGGGGGCCCUGAGUAGUGCCUUGGUCAUUUGUGGCCAGUAUUGAAAGUUGGAGGCGCUGGAGUUGGUUCUUUUGGGGCUAGUGGCAUAAUGGUUAUGAAAGCUUCUGUAGAUGAUGAUGAUUCAGGAUGGGAGCUCAGUAUGCCAGAAAAAAUGGAAAAAAGCAAUACAAGCUGGGUGGACAUAACCCAAGAUUUUGAAGACGCUUGUCGAGAAUUAAAGUUGGGAGAACUGCUUCAUGAUAAGCUAUUUGGUCUUUUUGAAGCCAUGUCUGCUAUUGAAAUGAUGGAUCCUAAGAUGGAUGCAGGCAUGAUUGGAAACCAAGUUAAUCGAAAAGUUCUCAAUUUUGAACAAGCUAUCAAGGAUGGCACCAUUAAAAUUAAAGACCUCACCUUGCCUGAAUUGAUAGGGAUAAUGGAUACAUGUUUUUGCUGUUUGAUAACAUGGUUAGAAGGCCAUUCCUUGGCACAGACAGUAUUUACGUGCCUUUACAUUCAUAAUCCAGACUUUAUAGAAGAUCCUGCUAUGAAAGCUUUUGCUCUGGGAAUCUUGAAAAUCUGUGACAUUGCAAGGGAAAAAGUAAAUAAAGCUGCUGUUUUUGAAGAGGUAAGAUUUUGUAAUAUAAGAAUUCCUGAAGCUCAUUGA